CCUCGCUGAGCGGAGCGCGGGCACGGCAGGAGACGCUCCCAGCCCCCGGCAAAUGGCCCUUCGGAGCGCAGCGCAGCCCCGGGCCCGCAGACCGUCCGUCCCCCGCCUCGCGAAGUGAUGGGCAACACGGCGCACAAGAGUCUGCCAGAUGCAAGUCACCAGGCUCGCUCUGUGUCCAGCAGACCUUACUACACGUUGCCCAACAGCAGCCAUGGAAGUCGCUCUGUCCUCACCAUUGCGGAGCCCCCGCGUUUCCACUCCCAAGCCAAGGGCAAAAACGUCCGUCUGGAUGCCCACUCCCGCAAGGCCACCCGGAGGAAUAGCUUCUGCAAUGGAGUCACUUUCACCAACCGGCCCAUCCACCUCUAUGAGAAGGUGCGGCUUAAGCUGGUGGCCGUGCACCAUGGGUGGAGCGGGGCACUUCGCUUUGGCUUCACCAUCCACGAUCCAUCACAGAUGAGCUCUGAUGACAUACCAAAGUAUGCCUGCCCCGACUUGGUGACUCGACCUGGAUUCUGGGCUAAAGCUUUGCCAGAGAGGUUCGCACUGAGGGACAAUAUCCUUGGAUUCUGGGUCGAUCGCCAUGGGAGAGUCUUCUAUAGUAUUAACGAUGAGGAGCCAAUAUUGUUUCACUGUGGCAUUAAGGUCUCUGGGCCUCUCUGGGGGCUGAUAGAUGUCUAUGGAAUUACCCAUGAAGUGCAAAUCCUAGAUAGCAUGUUUGCAGAGACCAUGACCUCCACCCACCUCAGUAGUGCACGAUUGAGCACUUGCCUUCCUCAGAGCAGUCAUGAUUCCGCCAACUUCAAUAACAAUGAACUGGAGAACAACCAAGUGGUGGCCAAAAUUGCUAACCUAAAUUUGAGUCGGGUGCCGGGGCUUUCGAUGGAUAACCACAUAAUCCCCUGUUGCCCAAACAGACGGCAGCGUGCCCAGGGUGUGCCUGCCUUUCUGGAUACGGAUCUGCAUUUCCACCCCACCCGUGGGCCUGAUGUUACCUUUUCUCAGGACCGCAUGGUGGCGUGCACCAAUUGGCAAGAAAGCAAUAGGACUUUGGUGUUUUCUGACCGGCCUUUGCACAUUGGUGAAAGCCUCUUUGUGGAAAUAGGACUCCUAGGGUUGCCAUAUCAUGGGGCCCUUUCGUUUGGCAUCACUUCUUGUGAUCCAGGUACUUUACGGACAAAUGAGCUCCCAGCAGAUCCGGACUUUCUCUUGGACCGCAAGGAGUACUGGGUGGUUUACCGAGCAUUCCCAGUCUUCAGCAGCGGCGACAUCCUCAGCUUCAUGGUCUUGCCAAAUGGAGAAGUGCACCAUGGGAUGAACGGAGUCAGCCGAGGGAUGCUGAUGUGCGUGGACACCUCACAGUCUCUCUGGGUGUUUUUCACAAUUCAUGGAGUAAUCAACCAGCUCAAAAUAUUAGGCACUGUCCAGUCCAGUCCUGGAACUGUCUCUCCCUCAGGAUCCCCUGGAGGCUCACAGUAUGACAGUGACUCCGAUAUGGCCUUCAGCGUGAAUAGGUCCUCGUCUGCUUCAGAGUCAUCACUAGUGACUGCUCCAAGUUCCCCUCUGAGCCCCCCAGUCUCUCCCAUCUUUCCCCCUCCAGAGGCCUCGAGCAGCAAGAAUGGGGAGUGCACUGUCUGCUUCGACAGUGAAGUGGACACUGUGAUCUACACCUGCGGACACAUGUGCCUGUGCAACACCUGUGGUCUUAAGCUGAAGAAGCAACUCAAUGCCUGCUGCCCAAUCUGCCGACGAGUCAUCAAAGAUGUUAUUAAAAUAUACCGCCCUUGAUCUCGCUCUCCCUCAGCGUGGGAGGAAGGAACUCUGCUAGCAGUAACCAUGCCUUUCCGUCCCUGCUUAUGGGUUAUCAUGCUGGUUGGUCGUACCAAGUGGCUCAUUGUGUGUGUUUCCAUAUUUGACUGGUAGAACAAAUCAGGGAUAUAACUGAGCUGAGGAACUCUCUGGUCUGAAGCUAAGGCUUCCAAGUAGGCAGGGCUUCAAAAUGAUGCUGCUCUAUAAAGCCAGCCAGCAAAUUGCUGGUGUGGGCCCAUUCCAACUGCAAAAGAGAAAUUUCUUGUGCAAUGGCUUUUUUUUUUUUUUUUUUUUUUUUUGGAAGGUGUGCUGGUGCGGGGAGGGAGUUUAUUAAUCUUUGUGGUGUCACUUGGGUCAGGAGCUCCCGCUUUCACACCCAGGGAGUGAAAACUUAAACUGCCACUGGGGCUAGUGCUUGUUAAGGCAGCACCAUGUGAUGGAACAGAGUCAGAAUCAGCCCUAGAAGAGUAGCUAAAGGUGAAACUGAAUGCUUUUUAUAUCGUAAAAAGAAUAAAAAUAUUUAAUUCCAAGUCGGGGACUAAAUAUAGGUGUAGGCUACAAAUUACACUUCAGUACAAAGUAGUUUAGAAAUCAGAUCCUCAUUUCCUUACCCAAGAUCUGAACUCUCUAGUGUCAACAACUGUACCAGAAUAACGAGUGUCCAGAGAUGUCUGUGUUGUCACUGGCUCGUGCAGUGGGAACACAGAACCCUGAGUUUGUGUAUAUGUAAAGCAGCUUUUGCAUUCACCUUCUUAAAGGAAUUGGGAGGGGAAUGCAGGAAGGAGACUAAGUGCAUAUUAGGUGCAAAGCAUCCAAUUUCUUAAGACUCAAUAUAGCAGUAGAUUAUCUGAAGCCAGACCUUGGUACUAGCAAGGGGAAGAACUAAUACAAUCUAUUUUGGAUCCUCAUACAGCCAAAGCAACUGUUGUAAUUUAGUUAAUAGGCCUUUUAAUGUAUUUACUGGAGUUAUUUUCAUAGUAGUCUGUUACCACCUGGCCUUCGAUCACAGACGCAGCUACAUUAUCUCAGCCUAGAGCAAAGGAAAUGAGCAGGUAGCUAGUCUGCACAGGAGGGAGAGAAAUCUUUAAUAUUCUUGUAAUUGUAAAAUGCUGAAUGUAAAAUAGAUUGCAUUGCUUUUCCCCAUAGAACAGUAUCUUCAUGGGUCAUCUAACAGCUGCUAAGCACUCAGUCAUUUGUGACUUAAAUCCCUUUUAAUCCCUUCUUUGCAGCCUGCACCUGAGCAUGGUACUUACAUCUUUCCCCCCGGUAGUAAAAUGUCUUACAGAAACCUCAUGGAGCUGAAGUCACUAGCUUACAGCCUCCACUGCAUUUAUUGUACCCAAGCCUCUCUGAGCAGUGGCAGAAAGGUUAUACUCUCACCAGAGAGGCUGACAGUGGCAACGUUCAGUAUUUCGAAGUUCCAGAAAGUUUCCUUUUUGUCCUUAAAAAGUGUUGCGUAAAAGUAAAAUUUAAUUUGCAUUCUCCUCUGCUCAAGGUUUUAUCCCCAAAGCAUGCAACGGCCUAGGAUGGCUCUGCCCUGGCAGGAAAUCCUGUUACUUUAGUGAGCAGUUCAGGGCAUCUAAUGGAAAUUAACAAGCAUCCCACUUGGCAUUACCGCCUGAAAACAGGAUUGAAGGCUAUUAUUAGAUGCUGGGAUUUAAAAGGUAAAUGGAUUUUAGACAGCUAUAAACUAUGGAAUUCUGCCUGGGCUGUAAAACCCACUACUACAAUGAACUGAGGUGAGGUAGAUGUAGCUGUACUUACUUCGUGUUGGCUCUGUCUUUUGUACCCCAGAAUGGACACAUCAGUAUGCCCACCUCUUCUUUCCCUCAGUCAGCUCAUAGAAAAAGCCUGGAGGUGACUUUUUUACUCAGCCCCGUGCUAGUAGCAGCCAAGCUCAUGUACACACGGAAGCGAUCAUGAUGGCCGAGGUGGAAAUGAGGCAUGUCUGAUCCCAUCAUAGUGAUCAUUUACAGCCCUGUGUGUAACACAUGCAUCUCUCCUGAGAAAGCAGCUAUCUAUCUAGAAAUGAAAACCAAACAGUCACAUGCACCACAGGGCUAGAGUAGCUUAACCACGCAAAGCUAUUUGAGGUCAUUUCUUUCUUGGGGUCUCUUCCUCUGGCCCUGGGCCCUCUGGCCUCAUUUCAUUCCAUCUCCAUUUGGUUGCGCUCAGUCUUUGGCUGUUCUUGACCUGGAUGCUUUAACUGUAGCGCUUCACAGUUGAGUGGCAUCAGCAAACUUGCUUUGAUCUGCCCAGCUCCUGCUUUGGAAGCUGGGGGUGGAAUAACAGAGCUCAAAUGGAGACAGAUUAUUGUUACCUGUUAGAUAAUGAGAAAUGCUUCAAAGGGAUCAAAGUGUCCUCCCUCCCCUUUGGGUUUUUUCCUGAUGUGCAGCUGUUGAAGCAGCUAAACACGGGGAAGGGGAAAACUGUCUUUUCUUGAAGAAUAUUAGAGUAGCUGCUGCAGCCUUAGCUCAGAUCUCAUGCACUGCAUUUCCAUACUAGCACCCUGGCUGGCCAAAUUUGAGAUUUCUGAAGAGGAUUCAUUAGGUGGAUGCGGACUGCUUGGGGUCUCACCAUGCUGCACAAUAAAUGUAACAAAGCAAAUGACAUCCCUUAAACUAUCAACCAAGUGCAAAACUCCAGGUACAGCUUAAAGACAGGAGCAGGUCUAGAUGUGGUGUAAACCAUCAUAGCUCUGGAGGGACUGAGCU
Molecule: messenger RNA, 4523 nt
Organism: Chelonoidis abingdonii (Abingdon island giant tortoise)
Lineage: Eukaryota; Metazoa; Chordata; Testudines; Testudinidae
Gene: NEURL1B
Product: neuralized E3 ubiquitin protein ligase 1B
Biological process (GO): ubiquitin-dependent endocytosis
Cellular component (GO): early endosome
Molecular function (GO): ubiquitin protein ligase activity
Source: RefSeq, a predicted model, not a curated record